Molecule: messenger RNA, 2740 nt
Organism: Dipodomys spectabilis (banner-tailed kangaroo rat)
Lineage: Eukaryota; Metazoa; Chordata; Mammalia; Rodentia; Heteromyidae
Product: two pore calcium channel protein 1-like
Exons: 19
Coding region: 41-2359 (772 amino acids)
Biological process (GO): transmembrane transport; monoatomic ion transport
Cellular component (GO): membrane
Molecular function (GO): monoatomic ion channel activity
Source: RefSeq, a predicted model, not a curated record
CGCGCGCUGGCGCAUCCCUGCCCGGGGUGCCAUCGCUGCGAUGCCCGGGGCUGGCCCGGCCGCCGGGGCGCACCGCCCGCAAUCGGAGUACCCCGAGGAGCUGCCCUCCCAGGAGGACCUCCUCCUGGCAGCUGCCUAUGUCUCUGAUGCCCAGUACAACCGGAAUGUUCCAUUUGAAACAUCCCCUCAGGCCAUCAGACUUUACUACUUUUAUAACCACUGGACAAUGAGAGCAGCCACAUACUUCUUUAUUUGUGUAGACCUUUCUCUUGCCCUGUUUGAGGAACCAGCUUUGUUCCCACUGCCAUUCUUGGCCACCUCGCUAGCAGAAGUGCUCUGCCUCACUGCAUUCUUUGGGAGACUGGUACAUUUUGCAAAAAUCACUCCUCAAAUGGUUUUCUGGAAGGAUACAAAAAACAUCUGCAUCAUGGUAACCAUUGUGCUGACCUUGAUGGACCUGAUUAUCUAUGGGUCCCUGGAAACUCUUCACAUCAGCAGCAUUCGAUGGUCAAGGGCAUUAAGGCCAGUCUUCCUAAUUAACUUUCCUGAUAGUCGUCAGAUACGAAGGGCUUUUCGAAGCAUCCGGAAUACUCUUCCUGACAUUCUCUAUGUCUUUCUCCUGUUUCUGUUCAGUAUGCUCAUUUUCUCCCUCAUGGCCUUGAAGCUUUUUGGAGACAGGGGACUGAAGACAGCAGAAGGUGAUCCCUACUUCACAAACAUUUUAGAUAUAGCCUUUGAGCUAUACGUGCUGGUCACUACUGCCAACAGUCCCGAUGUCAUGAUGCCUGCCUACAACUUCAACUGGUGGUACUCUUUGUACUUUAUUACCUACAUCAUCAUCAACACCUACAUCUUCAUGUCUGUCUUUCUGGCUGUGGUCUACAACAAUUACCGGAAGCACUUAAAGAAUGAGAUUCGCAAAUUGGCAUACCUAAAACGUCACAAAAUGAUCGAGGCAUUCAACAUUCUUAAAGUCAAGGUGGGCCCGGAGUUUGUGGUGAAGGAGGCUGUGUGGAAACAGCUGGCAAAGGUGGUGGUGCCAGACAUCAGCAGCUCCCACCUGGAGCUACUUUUGAGGAUCUCUGAUGAGGGACAGAAGGGGCACGUGGACAAAACGAACUUUCUCCGCCUGGCUGACCUCCUCAACAUCCAGGUGGUCACCAUCAACAUCAAGAGACAUCCGCUGGAAGCCUGGCUGCCACGGGUGUACCAGUCGUCUGUCAGUCUCCUGGUCCAGAGGAUGGUUCGGCACAGGAUUUUCAUCUGGGUUUAUGAUGUCAUCAUCUUAAUCAAUGCCAUAUUCAUCGCCUUGGAUGAGAAAAACCCCUUAAUUUCCUACGUGGAAUGGCUUUUCCUCUCUCUCUAUGUGGUUGAGAUUCUCCUGAAGCUGUACACGUACGAGCCCAGGGCCUAUUUCGGAAGAAAGCAGUUUUGGAACUGGUUUGACAUGCUGAUCAUUAUUGCGGCCCUGCUGGCCACGGUGGCCAAUGCCACUAUUCAGUCAGCAAGAAAAUACAACAGUCAGCAGAUACUGGACAUUGUCUUGAUAUUGAGGAUACUGCGUCUCCUGAGAGUCAUUAUCAGCAUUCAGAGAUUCCGAGUGAUAGUGACCACUCUAAUUAACAUUGGCCCUACCAUGCUGACGUUCGGAGGACUUGUGUUUGUGGUCUACUAUGUAUUUGCCAUCAUUGGGAUGGAAGUGUUCCAUGACAAAGUUCGAUUCUUUGGCCCAAAUUUCACCACUCCUGAUGCCUUGGUGUGUGGAAACCCAGUACUAAAGGGGUCAGCAUUUGCCCAAGACCGGUAUUGCAGAAACAACUUCAAUGAUCUAGCCUCCUCUUUCAUCCUGCUGAUGGAGCUCACGGUGGUCAAUCAGUGGCACGUCCUGGCCAGUGGCUUUGCCCUUGUGACUCACCAGGCCGCCAAGCUGUAUUUCAUCUUGUUCCACAUCGUGGUCGUCAUUCUCAUCAUUAAUAUUUUCAUAGCAUUCAUCUUGGAGGCCUUCUUUGUGGCGUAUUCACUAGAGAAAAGUGAGAUCGAAACGGCCAUUGAGAAGAAGAUUCAAGAGCUUGGAGUGGGAAUCCAAGAGGAUGACACGCAGGAUGGAGUGCUCACUGACAAUGUGGAUGCCAAUGACAGCAGCAUUUGUGGAGGUGAUGGAGACAGCAGAAGGCAAGGCUUGAAAGGACUAUACUGUAGGAUUGCAUCAAAAAAGUACAGAACUGUGGACGCCUUGCUGCAGAGGAUGUUUGAGUCUGAAAUUGCUCCCGAUGAUGAAGGUCCCUCCCUGAAUGAGAUUUUGAAUUUCUCACCCAGUGACAUAUAUCCCAGGAAUCCCAAUUUUGAAAACAGUGCCUGAUGGUGGGCUCUCAGGGAGUCACAACCAGAAACCAAACUGCAUCCAUUUUCCCAUAUGCCAGCUGGAGGUGAGCUGUACAGCCAGCUCCCUCGAUGUGUGGAUAAGCCUAUGAAUUGGCUUCACCUGUCUGAGAGGUUGGCCAAGUGGUGUGGGGAGCUGUCUUAGUGUAUCCUGCCUCAGGUCACUCUUAGGUCUGAUCAUGAAAGUAAAUACAAGAAAACUGAUAUAUAAAAGAAGUGCCUGAUCUGCCCGUAUCUGUGUGGGACAUUUCUCCACUGGGUAUAUAAAAGCUUUUUCAUUUAUUUUUAUAUGAGAUUUUGCUAUUCUAUUAAACUAAUAUUGUGUUAAACAAAUGAACUUUGAGUAUUUGAAUAUUAUAAA